Molecule: messenger RNA, 2101 nt
Organism: Theobroma cacao (cacao)
Lineage: Eukaryota; Viridiplantae; Streptophyta; Magnoliopsida; Malvales; Malvaceae
Product: berberine bridge enzyme-like Cyn d 4
Molecular function (GO): FAD binding; oxidoreductase activity
Source: RefSeq, a predicted model, not a curated record
UCAACCGUUCACCUCUAUAUUUCUUCUUACUCCAUUUCUCUUGUUCUCUUUCCUUGAUUCCACCAUUAAAGCAUCAUUUGAAUUCCAAAUUUAAAUUUAUUCUCUUUCUUUUUCAUAACCUCUCAAAACUUUACAUUUUUGUUGAUGAAAAACUCCAUAUUUGCUGCCAAAACACUUUAUUUUUCUGUUGCUACAAGCCAUAGUUAAACCUCUUUUUCAUCAAAUUUCUUGAAACCAGCUCCAAAGCCACCUUUUAGAGCCACUUCCCUCCAUUUUUAGACCUUCACCAAGUCCAGAAAAUUGAGGCUUAAUGUGAGCCCAAACAAGGUAUAUAACAGGAAUAUGACAAAGAUAUUUGGGGAGCAAUGUCAAAGAUGAGACUUGAUGGUCAGCUUCUUGUUUGUACCAUAUUUCCAAUUUUGUUCUUCGUAUCUUCUGCGUCACCAGACCUGCUAUUCUAUGGAGCCUUCUACCAAUGCAUAGCUUUCCAUUCUCCAUUUCUUACUCAGGUUCACGACUUGUUACACAGUGCACAUUCUCCUGAAUAUUUACCUAUUCUCCAAUCAUCUAUCCAAAACUUAAGGUUCAAUUCCUCCGUUGGGCAAAGACCUCGGUACAUCAUUACACCGCGCUGUGCUGAUCAUCUCCGAGCUGCAGUUCUUUGCAGCAAAUAUCAUGGCCUACAGGUCAGGAUUCGGAGCGGCGGCCAUGACUAUGAGGGGCUCUCUUAUAAAGCAAACACCCCAUUUGUUCUCAUUGAUCUUUUCUAUCUUCGGAAAGUGACAGUCGACCUGAAAAGUAAAACUGCUUGGGUUGGAGCUGGUGCUACACUGGGUGAACUCUAUUACCAGAUUGCCAACCGCAGUCAGACUUUAGGAUUCCCAGCUGGGAUUUGUUCUAGCAUUGGAGUUGGCGGCCAUUUAAGUGGAGGGGGACAAGGUACCCUGAUGAGGAAAUUUGGUCUUGCAGCCGAUAAUAUAGUUGAUGCCAUCCUGGUUAACGCGGAUGGUAACAUUCUCGACAGAAGGGCGAUGGGUGAGAACCUGUUUUGGGCUAUCAGAGGAGGUGGUGCUGCAAGUUUUGGAGUCAUUGUGGAAUGGAAGGUCAAGCUGGUUCCUGUCCCUCCUAAAGUUACUGCUUUCAACGUCCCCAUAACCCUGCAGCAAGGAGCAACUUCGCUGAUUCAUAGGUGGCAACAGAUUGCAACCAGGUUACCUGAAGAUCUGUUUAUAAGGAUUCUCUUGACAGUGGGGAAGGAAUCUGAUGGUAGAACAACAGUCAGAGCGAUCUUCAAUUCUUUGUAUCUUGGACCACUUCAUCAACUGUUUCCUUUGAUCGACGAGAAAUUUCCUGAGUUGGGUCUACACUUGCAAGAAGAGCACUGCAAGGAACUAAGUUGGAUAGAAUCCGUUCUAUUCUUGGAUAGGGGGUUCGCAAAAGGCAAAAACGUCGAUGUCCUGACGGACAGGAAGAACAAUCUGCAGAGCUUUUUCAUAGCUAAAUCAGAUUUUGUGAACAAACCAAUUACAAAACGUGGGCUUAAAGCAAUAUGGAACGUGAUGCAAGAAGGGGAAGCCGGUAUAAUGAUUUGGGAUCCUUACGGUGGGAAAAUGGACGAAAUACCACAGGAUGCAACCCCAUUCCCUCAUAGAGCAGGAACCUUGUACAAUAUACAAUACUUCACCAACUGGAAAGAAGGAGGACCUGAUGUAGAGACGAAACGUACAGACUGGAUUAACAAGCUUUAUAAUUUCAUGGAACCUUAUGUUUCCCAGAACCCAAGAGCUGCAUAUCUCAACUACAGAGAUCUCAGCCUAGGAAUCAAUAACAAAUAUGGGAGUCCAAGCUAUUUGAGGUCAAAAGUCUGGGGAGAAAAGUACUUCAAGAACAACUUUGAGCGAUUAGCACGUGUCAAACAUGCUGUCGAUCCUGGAAACUUCUUCCGGAAUGAACAAAGCAUUCCUCCUUAUUCGGGUUUUUAAUCAAUAUUUUCUUCUUUCAGUAGAUUUCUUGUAUCAGUCUCACGCUCUACUUGAAUAAAAUGUGUAACUUUUUUUUUUAGAAAAAAAGUUGAAUCAAAUAUAAACUUUGUUUUUUGAAA